This is a messenger RNA of Monopterus albus (swamp eel), 4338 nucleotides long. It is a transcript of the gene rab9b, whose product is annotated as RAB9B, member RAS oncogene family. Gene Ontology annotation, molecular function: GTP binding; GTPase activity. The record is from RefSeq and is a predicted model, not a curated record. The transcript has 2 exons. Gene Ontology annotation, biological process: retrograde transport, endosome to Golgi; Rab protein signal transduction. NCBI's taxonomy places the organism in Eukaryota, Metazoa, Chordata, Actinopteri, Synbranchiformes, Synbranchidae. Gene Ontology annotation, cellular component: phagocytic vesicle; late endosome; lysosome. The coding region runs from base 211 to 822 and encodes 203 amino acids.
AGGACCCCAGGUAAUCUGGGCAGUGGGCACGUGCAUCUCGUAGAUGGGAGCGCGCACGUCACGACACGACAUUCAAUCUCAGGCAGAUGUAGAGGAGCAGGGCAGACCACAUUAUCAACUAUUAGGAACAGGGUUAAACCGACCCUGGUCUGCCACCUGGUGUGGAGGCUUGUAGCUCCUUGAGGAGGCCUUGCUGGGUGAAGAGGAGGCAUGAUGAGUGGGAAGAGCCUGCUGCUGAAGGUGAUCCUGCUUGGGGACGGUGGAGUGGGCAAGUCCUCCUUAAUGAACCGCUAUGUUACUGACCGCUUCGACUCCCAGUCCUUUCACACCAUAGGUGUGGAGUUCCUCAACCGGGACCUCGAGGUGGACGGGCGCCUGGUCACUCUUCAGAUCUGGGACACAGCUGGUCAGGAGCGCUUCAAGUCACUCCGCACACCCUUCUACCGAGGUGCAGACUGCUGCCUGCUCACAUUUGCUGUGAACGACCUGCAGAGCUUCCAGAACCUCAGCUGCUGGAAGAAGGAAUUCAUGUACUACUCAGACAUUAAAGACCCUGAGCGUUUCCCUUUCGUGGUGCUUGGCAAUAAAGUAGACAUGGAGCAGAGAGAGGUGGGGGAGGACGAAGCACGGGCCUGGUGUGAAGAGAACGGCUGCUGUCCUUACUUUGAAACCAGUGCUAAAGAUGACACUAAUGUCACAGCUGCAUUUGAGGCAGCUGUCAGAGAGGUUCUGGCUGCUGAAGACCAAAUUGACCAUGCACUACUGAGUAGCACUAUUGAUCUCCAUGGCAACCGUAAAACCUCUCGCACAUCUUGCUGCUGAUUGGUCAGUUGUGAAUCCAACUUUCUUACUCUGUCUGGCUGAAACUUGCCUGAGGCAGUUUUGAGAGUUAGUUAGAGAUCGUUUUCGGUACACAUACUGUACUGUAAGGUUCUGAGUACAGUACCCUGUAAAAGUAAUAUGGGUAAAAUACAGUUGCUCUGAGGGGGGCAGAUUCAAGGAUUCAGCUGGUGUGUAGAUUGAAUUAUUUCUCUAACCAAGGUACAGGCACACUCAUCCUUUGUAUUCUGCUUUCGGUAAUAUUGCACAAAAACAUUUUUAUAGAGCUUCAUCUUUGUCUGCCUAUGAGCAGUUUAUCAAAUGUUGCUUUCAAAGCAUUUAUUCUAAUGAGAGUAAUCAACAGUUUGAUUAAUACAGUGGAAGAAAGAAUAUACCAGUCUUCUAUGGAGGAGCACACUCAGCCUUUGGCACAACAACAUUCAGUUGGUCUUGUAGCUGCUCAACUGUUUGUCCAUGAUGUGAUUUUUUCCAGGGUUAUACAAUGACUCUAUAUCAGAUUUGUAAGCUGGAGAGCUAAUGAGUUUUCUGUGUCUGUCAGUGACAGUGUCCCCAGUCCAUGCAGAUACUGUGAUUGGAAACUCCCAAUAUAUAAGUACGAUGACUAAUAUGAUUUGAGGUACGAGGACUUUGAUUAUGACCCUGUUUGUUUUCAACAUGAAGGAAAUUGUGAGCUUUGUAGCUCUGACUGUAAACACUGGGUACGAGCUGUUGUGGUAGUCAUUUGACUAUUAUAUCAAUUAUCACUGCACUUUAGUGUAGACGGGUGUUGGGUGUAUGACUCAGGCAUAAUCAGAUCACUUUCCUAUGAUUUAUUUAUUUGGCCCUAUUUACUAGGUAAGGUUCAGUGGUUCUCAAAGGUCAGAAAUAAUAUUAGUAUUCUAAAUAAACUGCUCUUUAUUUUCUUGUGUAGCUCCUUUCCAAACUUCAGUGCAUUUUCAUUUUUAAUAAUUUUUUUCAUAGACAGUCAUCUGAUAUUUACAUUGGGCUUCAGAAUUUGAUUAGGGGCUGAUUAAAGUCUGUGUUCUUGAUUUGUAGAUGAGGUUAUAAUUAAUAGAAUUACCAUUACUUUUCAUAAUCAUGGAAUGUUUGCAAUCCUGUGUCUCUGUCAUGUUGAUUGCGUGGUAGGCUUGAACUUUACAGGCUUUGGUUUUCCUAUUUUGAAGGUCUCCUGUGCUUUACUGAUUACACAUGUCCUGUCAGUCUGGUCACUCUAGGUCUCAGCUGAAUGUGAAAUAGCCUGAGCACUAAGAUAAGGCUGUUACAGCUAAUGGGUGUAUUGUAGUACAUCAACACUCAAGUCCAUUUAUAUAGUACUGAGCGAGUAUUCUGGGAAGUGAAUGACAUUUACUUGUGUGCAGCUCAGUGGUACUUUACUUUUGUGUCAGUGUUUUAACAUCCCUGUUUACUUGCCACAGGUACAUUUGACUUUUGUCCCCUUUGGUUUUUGCGGUACUGCUGUUGACCAGUGUUUUUUAAAACCAGUGUGAGAUUUUAGAAAAUAAUAUGCCUGAUAUUCAGUGUUUCACACUGAGUUUAACAUGGUUUUGAAAUUCAUUCUCAUCAGUGUUUUGAUUGCUGCUUGAAUAGUGUUUUAUAUGAUGUUUGCUUAAGUAACACGUUUUCAUCUUCUGAAUGCACAGAGCCACCAUGGUUCUCAUUUUGGCCUCAUGCUCAUAUUUUUUCGGUUAUGUUGCUGAGAUGACAUUAUUUUCCUUUCAAGUCAAAAAUUGCAUCAUAAUUCAAUAUGGAUGCAGACAUUACAAGAGCUUCACUGUGAAAGUGAACGCAAUCCAGUCAGGUCCUGUUACAUUAUUACAGGCUUCUUUGGUUUAAUGUAGGGUCAUGAUUACUGUUACAUUUUGUAGGAUCUGUUUGAGUACUGGUACUUAAAGCAUAAUUUAUUUACUGUGAACUGAGUGAGGGCAUUUUAACAAAAUCAAGCUGUUAGCCUACAUUAAUUUGAAGCAGAAAAUGAGGGGCUGUUAGCUUUACAUUUGUCAGGUUUAAUGUUUUCUGUAUUAAACAGAAUACUGUCUCCUUACUGUGCUGGUUUUGUCCUGUUUAGAUAAUGUAGCUUACCACAGUGUUUAUCUGAAGUCUGACAUACCUGAGAUUCAGUGGAUAUUUAUAAUUUGGUAGCAUAACGCUGGCAGGUAGUAUGUUGCCCUCAUGGUGCCGUCUUACAUCACUGCAACCCAGUUUGUUGCCAGUAAUUUUUUAUGUUGCAUUCGCUGUAAUACAUAUGAAUGUAAAAAUACAUUUUUUGUCCAUAAUAACGGCUUAUGUAAACUGAAAUAGACAUUCAUUGUAUAAUGUACAAUGUCUGUUGCACAAUUGUUGCUUAUCCCAUGAGUGUGAUUUAAGCUGUUUGAAAGUUGCUGCUCAUCUUGAUUAUAUAGUGUUGAUCUAAUGAACAGCCUCUCCUGCUCCUCUUUUUGCACUAAAGACAUAAAGGUUGUGCCAACAUGCUGGCAAAGCGGCAAAUAUUCCUCAGUACCCAUCUACGAAUAAAACAUGCAGCAUAUCAAAUGAAGACAUUACCUUGUCUGUGGCUUUUGUGCUGAUACUUUGAAAAUUUAACCAUGUGGCUUUAAAGUGACUCUAAAGUUUGAAAACAAAAGCUAUUUUUAAAACAAAAUAGGUUACCCAGAUUAUUAGUAACUUAAGUUAUCCACUGGUCCCCUGCCACCUCAACAUCAGUUAAACAGCAAUACUAAAUUAUGGAUUUUGCGAUUCCUUAGCAAAACCUUAUCUAAAACACACGUCUAGCAUUCUCUUUCUCUAAAAUACACCUUGUCUGAAUUUCAUCACACAAGAUCUUGAAUGAUGCUGAAUGACCAAGUAUGUAUUGGAACCCAAGAGACAGUGAACACCAGUUUUCCUUUUCAUUAAAAAAAGAACAAGCAUGCUCUGCAUUUUUAUCUUCCUUUCAUUAAAAAGGAUAUCAAGCAUGCACCACAGGGUGAAAUCUGACCUUGUCAGAUAUUUAUCACCUCUACCAUAAUACAUUUUUCUAAAUAUCUGAAAUAAGGAAAUCUAUAGAAACUAAAGAAUCAAUGGACAAAUGCAGAAAAUUACAAAAAGUAAGUACAAAAUAUUGAAUUGUUAUGACUCAGUUAGAAAAAGCUGCAUUUAUGCCAUUUUAUAAGUUCAGCUGUAAUAAACACCUACAUUUUAAUGAAAAUAAUGAAGGAAUUCAAUUUAACAAGCACUGCCAAGUUGUACCGAUAAACUAGAACACUGAUGGCCAGCUCAUUAGUGAUGGUUAUCGUUGGAAGCUCCUACAGCAAAACUAGGGGCACUGUCAGGAGAUGUCAUAUGUAUCUGCAGGAUAUGGCGAGCACUGUGCCCCUCCGCUGUCCCUCUGCAGACUGCCAGACAGCUCACAGCCUCUCCUCUCCUCUCUUACCCUGUGUCACUGCUUCCUCAGGUACACCUGGCCCACAGCCAACUGAAGGAAACUGUGCACCUGUGGAUACAAGAGGAGAGAAUACAAAA